Messenger RNA from Salmo salar (Atlantic salmon), 4243 nucleotides. RefSeq lists its product as uncharacterized. Lineage: Eukaryota; Metazoa; Chordata; Actinopteri; Salmoniformes; Salmonidae. Gene Ontology annotation, cellular component: striated muscle thin filament; cytoskeleton; myofibril. The record is from RefSeq and is a predicted model, not a curated record. Gene Ontology annotation, biological process: pointed-end actin filament capping; muscle contraction; myofibril assembly. Gene Ontology annotation, molecular function: actin binding; tropomyosin binding.
CCAACUUUCAUCAUAGGCUAACACUCCAUACUGGUACCUGACUGCAAGCUGAGUCUCUAGUCCUCCCUCUUAGCACCAGAAUUGAUGCCUCUGGUGGCGUCUCAGUGAGAGAGACACCACCUUCGGCCCAUGGGGAUAUUCUGCAAGCUCCUACACUAGGAAAGAACAAUAUUCUAAAGGAGAUACCAUACAACUCGUAGGCUACAAACCCUUUACAUCUGUUCUGCUCCGAGGGUAUUUUCUUUGAGUGUUCUCCAGCCAGAGGUAACCAUGUCCAGGAGGAAGGUUAGGGGACUGACGCGAACGGGCCGGCAGGUGAGCGAGGACCCUGAUCUGGACAACCUGCUGUCCAACCUGUCCCCUGAGGAGAUGGAGGAGUUGGAGAAGGAGGUGUUGGUGAUCCCGGACCUGGAUCCCAACGAGGGAAUAGUCAUAGAACAGCCUGCCACUAACGCUGUCCGGGACCGGGAUGCUAAGCUGGACAGCCGAGAGCGUCCAGGGAAGCUCAGCCAAAGGGAACAGUCUAUUGAGGGAGAACCCAAGAAGGAGAGCCGGAAACAAGAGUACCUGAGGAAGAUGGGCCUGAGUCAGGAGGGGAAGGAAGGAGGAGGGAUCAGGAGGCAAUCAAGUAUCUCCACUGAACGAGAGAACAAGAUGGUGGAGAGAAAUAACAAAGGUCCGGACUGUACUAAAGAGGACAGAGCCAGCCUGUCUAGUAGAUACAGGAGAGAGGAGAGCAAACAAAAAGACGUGAAAGAGACCACUAGAGAAAGCUUCAAAAGAGUUGAGAGUAGCGACGCUGACGUGAAAGAUACAACUAGAGACAGAUUCGGGAGAGGGGAGAGUAGGGACAUUGUAGAGAAAGAGGAUGCCAAAGAAAGAGAGAAAAUUGAGGAUAGCAAGCUUAAGGAGAAAAGAGACAAUAGAUUGAGCACCAGUAAUAAGACAAAAGAAAUGAUCUCGAAGUUACAGGAGAAAAAGGAAAAAGAGGAGAUCAAGGAGAAAGAAAGAAAGGAGGAGAGUAGGAAAAGAGGUGAAAACAAGACAAGGGGACUUGUGUCAAAGUUGGUGGAAAAGCAAAGUCACGUUGAAGAGAGUAAACCAGAAGAUAAGAAAGCCAGAGUGGAAGAGAAGGACAAGCCCAAUAAAGACAAGUUUGACUUGAAACUUGAGCGUCAAAAGUUGCCAAAAGAGGAGGAGAGCGGAAGUGAGAAGCAAGUGGAGAAGGAAGAUCCUAAGGUGAAAGUGAAAGAAGAUGGUAAGGAUAAUGAGAAAGACAUGGUGUUAAAACGCAAGGACAGUAUGAAAGCGAAAGAUAGGAGUAUCACAGAUAAGGAAACAGAAGAGAAACAGGGAAAAGAUUUGAAUGAAGGACUAAAAUCCAUCAAGGGUGAUGAACAACGUGGGAACUCUGUGGCGAACAAGAGCACACCUAGCAAUCCCAAAGUAGAGGAGGAAGAAGACGAGGACUCCAGCAUGUUCGAUGACCUCAUGGAGCAGGUUCGCAGCAACGACCCCACCAUGACCGAGCUCAACGUCAACAACUCUGAGGUCAUCAAGGCUAAAACACUCAUCCAGUUUGCAGAGGCCUUGAAUAAAAACACCCACAUUAAGACAUUCGCCUUGGCCAACUGCCGUGCUGACGACCACGUGGCCUAUGCCAUCGCGGGCACCUUGCGCAGCAACACGUCUAUCACAAGCAUCAACCUGGACUCAAACCUUCUCACCCCCAAGGGUAUAAUGGCCCUGAUCCAGGCCUUGCAGAAAAACACUACACUCACCGAGCUGCGCUUCCACAACCAGAGGCACAUCUGUGGGGGAAAGACAGAAAUGGAAAUGACCAAGAUAUUGAAAGACAACACCACCCUCCUGAAGCUGGGCUAUGGCUUUGAGCUUGCCGGCCCACGCAUGACCAUGACCAACAUCCUGAGCCGCAACAUGGACAAGCAGCGACAGCGGCGCCUACAGGAGCAGAAGCUGGCCCAGGCCAAUGGUGAGAAGAAAGGGGCACUAGAGGUCCCCAAAACUGCUGGAGGAUUCCUCCGGGGUUCCCCCAAGGCUUCCCCUAAACCCUCCCCACAUCCCUCACCAAUGGCCUCGCCAAAGUUGACUCCUAAAAAAGGACCAGGAGUGGGACCUCCUCCACCCCCUCCUCCUGGAGGACCACCCCCACCUCCACCCCCCAUGCUGGACAUAGACUCCCUACGCAACUCCCUGACGCCUGCAUCACAGAGGAAGAUGGAUGAUAAGGCCAACAAAACCGGUGUUAACUCCAGGGACCAACUGCUGGACUCCAUUAGGAAUGCCAAUAUGAAGAAACUGAAGAAGGUUGCGGUACCAAAGCUGUUGCAGUAGUCCUCUGGAAUCGAGACCAUAACCGAAGAAAUAGGAACCACACAGGUGGUCUUGAACGUGGAUCAAAACUCCUACACAUCCCAUGCAUAGACAGACACACAGUCUGACCACUGUGCUGCGAGGUUGAUAAGGCAGGCAAGCAGAGAAUGAACAGAUGAUUUCUAUUGGAUGCACGGCUUCCACUGUGCCGUGAGUUCUCUCCUUAAGCUAUACACUGGACUGCAGGGACCCUGUGGAGCGAGUUUUUCAGCAGGACGUGCCCUGAGGUCCUAUAUGUCUGCCUUUGUCUGUGUUGAUACUUUGCCUGUUAUUUGCACUAGAUUAUGAAGUCGUUCAUAUGGUAUGUUGACAAGCAUAUGUGGCAUGAUGUGUACAGUAUAAUGUGUGGGCGUGGUAACUGAUAAGCAGGUCAAACAGUUUUCUGUAAAUUCUAUACAAAUCUACUUUAACAUUCAUUGAAAAAUUGGACUGUAAUUUGACAGUUUAUUUAUUUGUGGAGGGAAUCACCUCGUGGCUUGUGACAUAGAAUUUUGACAAAACUGCUGAUUCUCCAUGGUAUAUUAUCAGGGAAUUAAAAUGGGGUUAGACUUCGAAAAUUCACAGGGGGAGGAGAGAAGGUGGUUUGUAAUGUGUGUCAUUGCCAAAUCUCAAGACUGACAUCUCAGGCAAAGUUUUCACAUAAAAAGCAACCUAUAAUCCCAGUCUUCUUUGAACGAUUCAGUAAGGAAGUUCAGUCUUAUUUGGAUGUAAGUAUGGUCGCCCUUUUAGUAAUAACAACGUUAUGUAUAAAGUUAUUUUCAUACAUUUUGCUUAAAGUGCAAAAAAUUAUAAUUCUAACAGAAGAAAAAAAACGACACUGUCAAAAGCAAAGAGAACAAAUCACAGAAUACUAUUUACAGCAACAACAAUGCAAAUAUAUUCUAGGCUGGGCGUCUUACGAUUAAGGAUGUCAAAACAGUUUAUUUUAUUAACAUGUCAGAGCAGCCUUGUUGAGCUAUGCAAUACUAGCUCCUGAGUGGUGCAGCGGUCUAAGGCACUGCAUCUCAGUGCUAGAGGUGUCACUACAGACCCUGGUUCGAUCCUGGGCUGUAUCACAACCGGCUGUGAUCGGGAGUCCCAUAGGGCGGCGCACAAGUGGCCCAGCGUCGUCCGGGUUAGGGGAGGGUUUGGCUGGGGUAUUCUGUCAUUGUAAAUAAGAAUGUGUUCUUAACUGACUUGCCUGGUUAAAUAGAAUACAAAAUAAUAAUACAUUUUAAAAAAUAAUAAUAAUUGGAUGUGUUGUUGUACAGAGUGUCUCACUGCUCUAAAAGUGACUAUUGACUAUUUGUAUGCAUAAUGUGGUUUCUCUGUCAUAUUAGACUUCACUAACUUUACUUACAGAGCUUGUAUACCUUUAAUAAAAAGUACUGAUAUGUUUGCAAUUGAAAGUGUAAUAUAAUAAACUUUAUUUUAACAACUUUGCAAUGAAGUACAAAAAGAAUAAAGGUAAAAAUACAUUGUCUAAUAAUAAGAUACAGGAUGAGGUAAUAUCUGUCCAUUAUUUGAUAGUACAGUACUGAUACAAAGAAAAUGCUAGGGAUACGUUUACUGUAUUUUGUUUUAAUGUUAAACAUCUAUUAAAAAAAUAUUUUCCUUUCAGGGGGACAUUCCCAUUUUUUAAUCUUAAUACAAUUUCUUCUGCUUGAGAAGUAUUCAGUAGGCUAUGUCUGUCUAUUGCUUGGUUGACAGAAUCAGGAAUAAUGUCCAGCAUCUAUAUAAGAUAUGUUGUCUUGGUAGAGCCCUGUAACCUGCAAUGAUAUCGAAGCUUUGUGACCGAAUGGACCAUUCUGUGUGCCAUGCCGAGUAUACAAUGUCAAAUGGAUCCUAAUAAAAUGUUUGUGUACACACA